AUGAACUAUGUGGGGCAGUUUGCCGAGACCGUCUUUGUCACGGUGAAGGAGCUGUACCAGGGUCUGAACCCUGCCACCCUGACAGGCUGCAUCGAUGUGGUUGUGGUGAGGCAGCCCGAUAACUCCUUCCAGUGCUCCCCGUUCCACGUGCGCUUUGGGAAGCUGGGUGUGCUGCGCUCCAAGGAGAAGGUGGUUGACAUUGAAAUCAACGGGGAGCAUGUGGACCUGCACAUGAAGUUGGAUGACAAUGGAGAGGCCUUCUUCGUCCAAGAGUCAGAGGAAAAUGAGGGCAGCAUCUCCUCCAACCUCUGCACAUCCCCCAUCCCAAGGGAGGAGAGCCCAGAAGAUGCCGCUCAGCCCCUUCAUGGGCAGGAGUCCUCCAGAGCUGAAGUGACCCCACGCAAGAGGAGGCGAUGCAGGAGGAAACCAAAGCAGAAGGAGGUCUUGGACUCUGAGUUAGAAGGCUGUAAGGACACCAGAAGUGAGAUGUCUGCGCAGGAGCUGUGCGAGCUGCCAGCCCUCAGUGAUCCAGUGUGUUUUUCCUUCACUGAUCUCCCUGAAGAAGGAGCCAGGUCGUUGCAGUCCCCAGAGAUGCAUCCUUACUCUGAUGGGGAGCUGGCCUCUGUGGACAGCCCCACUCUGAGCCAUCCAUCUUCUCCCAAAAGUGACUCUGAGCUGGAGAUCAGACCACAGGAGAGUUUUCCUCUAGGGGCUGAGUCCCAUGUGCAGUGGACCUGGGGAAGGCUCCCUCAGGCGAAUAAAUCGGAACGAGUUGAACCAGCCAAGUUCGCAAAGACCUUUGCUACUGCAGCAGCUACUGUCUCUGCCACAGUGGAUGAGGCAACCCACCUUGUUGUUGCCUCUGAAGGUCUGCGAGGAGGUCCAAGCCCAGCAGGACAUCAGGGUGCACCUUGUUCCUCCACUGUGUCUGUUGUUGAGCCAACACCUGCACCCCAAGAUGAGAAUGGCCUCCUCAGGCAGAAGGACAUCCCUAGUGCUGUGAAGGCAGAGAGCUUGUUGGAGGCCUCCUCAGCCCCACAAGAGAAACAGGAGGGAGGUGGGAGUGUUGUGCCAGAGGUUCAUCCAGAUGUGGAGCCCUUUGAGAGAGCUGCAGCUCAGAGGCAGGUGGGCUUGGAGGGCCCUGAGCCCCAGCUGGAAAGCCAGAGGAGGGAAGGAUCCAUCAAAAGAAGUCCUCACUUGGAUCCCAGUGGUGUUUACCUGGAAGACCUCUCCAACCUGGAUGAGGAGCAGGUGGCCCUCUAUUUCCCCAGGAGGUAUGGGUUUGACACAGAGCAGAACUCAAAGCCUGUGGCAGACCCCAGCACCCCUCUGUGUGUCCAGCUGCCAUAUGACUUGCCCACCAACAUCCCCACAGACUCUGACCCUGCUGUGAUGCCAGCAAUUGCCCUGUCGCUGUGCGGAGGCCUGGGGGGCAGCAGGCAGAUCUCUCGUGAGAAGUUCAUGAAGCACAUGGUCUCCUACCAGCAGUUUGCUCAGAAUCCAGGACUCAUUGAUGACCCGAACCUGGUGAUACUGAUCAACAAGAAGUAUUACAGCUGGGCAGUGGCUGCUCCCAUGGUCCUGUCCCUGCAGGCUUUCCAAAAGAACAUUCCUGAGAGCACCAUCGACCGGCUAGUGAAGGAGAAGAUGCCCAAGAAAGGCAGCAGGUGGUGGUUCUCCUGGAGGAGGAGAGAAUUCCCAGCAGAAGAGCAGUCGAGGCCAGGGAAAGCCAACAUGGGGACACUGCAGCAGGUCUCUGCCCAGCAGAGGUGAGAGGAGGAGGUGUCAUCCAGUGACAAUGAGCCCCUGCACCCUGGGGACAUGUUGGCAGUGGAUGCCCCUGCACAGAAAUCUCGGCCAACCUACAAGAAAUCCCUGCGACUCUCCUCUGAACAACUCGGAAGGCUGAAUCUGCAGGAUGGCCCCAAUCAGGUGGCAUCCAAUGUGACAACUCAGUACCAGGGCACGUGCCGCUGUGAGGCCACCAUCUACCUGUGGAACUGGAAUGACAAAGUGGUGAUCUCGGACAUUGAUGGCACCAUCACCAAGUCGGAUACUCUUGGGCACAUCUUGCCACAUCUGGGAAAAGAUUGGACUCAUCAUGGGAUUGUUAAGCUCUUCCACAAAAUCCACCUGUAG
Messenger RNA from Antrostomus carolinensis (chuck-will's-widow), 2139 nucleotides. RefSeq names its product lipin 3 (gene LPIN3). The transcript has 15 exons. Gene Ontology annotation, molecular function: transcription coactivator activity; phosphatidate phosphatase activity. The record is from RefSeq and is a predicted model, not a curated record. Gene Ontology annotation, biological process: cellular response to insulin stimulus; positive regulation of transcription by RNA polymerase II; triglyceride biosynthetic process. Gene Ontology annotation, cellular component: nucleus. Lineage: Eukaryota; Metazoa; Chordata; Aves; Caprimulgiformes; Caprimulgidae.